Messenger RNA from Oikopleura dioica, 387 nucleotides. The record is from the annotation of a GenBank genome assembly. Lineage: Eukaryota; Metazoa; Chordata; Appendicularia; Copelata; Oikopleuridae.
AUGACGGUCGGAGUUGAAGACAAUUCAGUUUACUACGACUACUAUGGAGACUACUAUUCGCCUGCUUACGAAGAUCCCCGGGAAGCGUUUGAGAAAUACUGCGAGCCAGAACAUUUCAUUGGCGAGUUGUGCGCUUGCUACAGAAUGCAUGCUUGGGGAAUCGACCCAGAAUAUAAGUACAUGACUUGUUCUGGCGAACAGACCGUUGCAGAUGUAUGUCCCGCGGAGUCCUGCAAUCUGUACGGAUGCGAAGAAGCGAUAAAACGGACGAUACAAGAAGGCGCGAAUUGGGGAAUUUUCGGCUUCACUAUUGCUGCCACUUUCUAUUUUGCUGGGGCUCUUCACCUGUUUUUCGUCGGAAGAACAAAGUAUAAAGAAGACUUUUAG